CAGAGUCUGAUUCGCAAAGACAGCUGGCAGUUUGACUGACGGGACGGGGGCGGAGGGGCCUACGGAGACUGACGCAUACGCAUAAGAGUUUUGAUCAGCACGCGGGCGUUGAAGGGGUUGGAGGUCAUGGCUCUGGACUUGGUGGCUGUGUGGGAUGUACCAUGCAAUGAUGGCAUCCACCAAAUUGAAGUUGAGCAUGGUACCAUCUCUGGCAAGCGUAUCAUCAAGGUUGAUGGACAAGAGGUGGUGCGCCGGGACUGGAUGUUCCGCCUCGUCGGCAGCGAGUCGUUCGAGGUGGGCAAGCAGCGCGUCCGCUGCACCGUCAAAAUCGAGCCGUUCGGCGCGUUCGCCUAUCAGUACUCCCUCGACGUCGACGGCAAGGCCUUCCGCAACUUCACCCAGCACCAGUCCAAGGUCAUGCGCACUUGGCUGGUGAAUGCCUCCGAAGGCACAUACAGGGUCGUCCUCGAGAAGGGCACGCUGGACGUAUGGGUGAACGGACGGAAACUGGAGACAGCGGGCGAGUUUGUCGACGACGGCACUGAGACCCACUUCGAGGUGGCCAAGCAGCCAGCCUUCAUCAGGGCCGUGACGAGCGGCGACAAACGCCAGGGCCUCGUCUACUCGCUGUACGUGCGCGAACAGCUCAUCCCUGAGUACAAGGAGAGCAUAUAGACGAGAUGCUGCCGUCGAUGACGUCACGGUGACGUCACUGCAACCGGCUGGGCUGGCGUCACUGGAUUACCUGCUGCCGGCGGGGCUGGCGUCUGCGAGCGCCGGAGGAAGGGCGUCGGGGCGCCGACACACCACCACGAUCGUUCUGUGGCUAGCUCUAUGGCCCUGAUCGAAUCACACGUGUGGCACCGAUCUGUCGCACCGAUCCUUCGCACCGAUCUGUCGCGCUGAUCCGUUGCACCGAUCUGUUGCGCCGAUCUGUCGCGUUGUCCGGGCAGUCCGCAGCACCAUCAGCGGAGAGUGGUGGGCUGACGGGUCCACAGGCCCGCCAGCGGCCCUCCUCCGCCAGUGCAAUGUUUAAGUCGUCCAUGGGCGCCUCACCCCCUGUCGGCGUAUUCUCGAGAUCUCAGUAGCUGCGGCUCCACCGUCCGUUCUAGUCAGAUUUGAGUGUGUUUGAGCGUGCCGUCGGCGCUGUGCGCGGCCGUGAUCUCGGCACAUAUGCGGCCGCAGACGUGAUGUGCGGUGUGGUGGCUGCCGCCAUGAGUAGUGUUUGUCACGAUCUCCGAACUCCGUCCACGUAGAUGUUUACUCCUCGCUUUUGGGAAAUAGCUCAGUUGGUCGGCAGGCGCCGUCGGGCAGCAGGCGUCGUGUGUUGGCUGGUGUUGCGCCAGCUGUUCGGACGGUGACGCCCAUGACGGCGCUGGGCGGGCGUCUGCCCCGCUCUGGACGCCCGGCGCGCUGUCCAGCGGUCUCGCUCCCCGGGCUGC
Messenger RNA from Pollicipes pollicipes, 1442 nucleotides. Its product is annotated as fas apoptotic inhibitory molecule 1. The transcript has 5 exons. Gene Ontology annotation, biological process: negative regulation of extrinsic apoptotic signaling pathway via death domain receptors. The record is from RefSeq and is a predicted model, not a curated record. The coding region runs from base 127 to 675 and encodes 182 amino acids. NCBI's taxonomy places the organism in Eukaryota, Metazoa, Arthropoda, Thecostraca, Pollicipedomorpha, Pollicipedidae.